AUUUAUUUAUCUUUAUUUUUUCAAUUUUACAUUGAUUUUGUAAAACACAACAUUUGAUUUGUUCAUACACAAAUUCAAGCAAACAUAAAAAAAGCACAAAUGGUAAAACUCACAAAAAAUUCAAUUUUAUUGUGAUUUGGUAGACUGAUCAGUUUAUUAGCUAAUUAAACAGGUUAGAAUAUAAUCUCAUUUUUGAGAAAACAAUCAAACUCAUUUGAAGGCCUGCCAUGCCUGAAGAAUGAUAAGCGUCCAACACUUUAAAUGCUGUCAGAUAUGGUUACCCUGUUAAUUACUUGGAUCUCCAGCACAAUGGCACUAGGCGAAGAGACUUGGAGAAGAGAAGCCUCGUGGGAAGCCACAUUCAAUGAACUCAAGUUGUAUCAUGACAAGGCAUAUAAGAAAAUUGAUGAAGCAUUGAAAUUUGAUGAAGAAGGACAAAAGAAUAAAGCUCUGGCCGCUUAUGAUGAGGGCUUGAUGCUCAUAGACAAAGCUCUGGCAGUGAAUAUCGAGUGUCCGAGCAACCCCGACUUCAGCUGGGAGAAAGCCUGCAGUAUGGUCGACAAACUGAGAAAAACCAGAAAGGAAAUACUGUCGAGGAUAGCGGACACUCAGGUGCAGAGGCCUGCAGAGCUAAGACCUCCCGAGAGACCGGAAGACCUAGCGCUGGAGCCCCCACCAUCGUACGAAGAAGCGAUGGCGACAUCCCCUGUCAACCGUAGCCCUGCCCCCGUCAGUUCCCCUCGCACCUACACGGAGCUGGGGCAGGCUCUGCAGGAACUCAAGGUGGAGGCGGACAUGCAGUCUGUGCAGGUUAUCUUCCACGUGGAGGACGUGCGAGUGUACUUCAUCUCCCCGGACGGCACAGUCAGUGCUCCGUCACAGCCCAACCAACUCAGGAUCCUGCAACUGGAAGCUCACUCAUUAAAUGCUUUGGAAAAUGGUAAUUGUAUUGUUGAUGGGAGAGAUGCCAGUCUGCCCAAGUUCUUCCUCCAAGUCGGGGACUGGUUUUACCCCUUGGUCCCAGAUGUUUCCCCGUGCUUCCGGUCAGAUUAUGGUGCUUUCAUCCUGCCUGACUUGCGAUCUGACGUAGAAGGAGCUGCUGUGGGAUUGAUUCUGCCACCAGAGUCUGACAUCUCCCUGUACAAUUUCCUGGAGGAUGUGCUACAUGGUGUGGUGUCUCAGCCGCCCGCUGUCCCUCCUCGCAUUCGAGGACGCAGAGAUAACUUUAGUACGUCCAUCAGCAAGGGCAUUGUCUCAGGUGCACACUACUUGUCUACGGGUCUGAUCAAGGGGGCAGAGGCAGCGAGUCAGUACAUGACUGCAACCACACCCAAGAUCAUCUCUCGUAUACAGCCCGAGGAGCCUCGCCCCGUACCUCCUACGCUACGCACAGGUGCCAAAGUGGCGCGCUCGGUUACGCACACCGCAGUUAAUGUCACCGGCUACGUUGAAAGUCCAGAAAAGCCAGUAAAACACUCACGUCGCCAUAAGCACUCAUUGUCAAAGUUGACUAGAGAGUUUAACAAGAAGCUGGCCCUGAGGGCAGAGACCCCUAGCUCUGUGGAGGGGGAGGAGAUGCCAGGGGAGCGACCGAGGGGCAGGCGGCGUCACGGCAGACACAGGCAGCACGCUACGUUUGUCCUGGGGAAAUCAGGGAAGGUGGGUUCUGCUACGAUGGCUCUGGGCCGUUACUUGGCACCUCACAUACAGCGUGGAGGCACGGCACUACUGAGUAAGGCAGGGGUGGGGGAGCAGACGGCAGCAGAGGGGGUGGGAGGGGUGCUGACCGUGGCGGCCGGUGCCGUCGAGGGUUUCGGCACCAUCUACACGGGGUUGGAGCAGUCUGCCGGCAUUCUGGGCACAAGUCUCACUAACAACACUGUGCAGAUAGUGCAGCACAAGUACGGGGAGCCGAUGGCUGAGGUGACAGGGGACACCCUGUACACGGUGGGGAAUGUCAUCAACACCUCCAACAACAUUCACAACUUGACACCCAAGGGCCUGGCCAAGCGGGCAGCCAAGAACACGGGCAAAGCCAUAGUCGAGCCUCACCUGCCAGACAAAGGGCUUGAUGAACCAUCUACCUCAUACAAACAAAAAUGAGUUGACUUCUCUUCUUUAUAAUUAUGUACAGGCCUAUGUUGGUUAUUGUUGGUCAUACUCAUUUGUAAUGGUUGUUUCUAAAGUUACUUUAAUUAACGUUGCACAGUACUUGUUAAAUUUAUAUUAUGCAUACAUUUUGUUAAGUUUUUAAUAUACGAAGUGGCUUAUGCAGGAAAUCUAGUAUUAGCUUGUAUUUUUGUAAAAUGAAAUAUAUUCUAUAGUUAUAUUUUAAUGAAAUUAUUCGCUGACUAUAUUUAAUAUAGAUGUAUGUAUCAUAUAGUGAUUAAAACUUAUUGAAGACUGGGGAAAAAUAAAUAAAUAAUGUUAGGAAGCAUUAAGCUUAAGAAUAACUAUUUGUUUUUAAUGUGAGCUAAAAUAAGUAUGCCUCAGAUAUUAAGCAUGCUUGUGACAUGUAUUAAGACAAAACAAGUACUCGUAUUUUUGUAAUCAAUUUGUAUUUUAAGGAUUUUUAAUAUUUUAUUUGGUUUUUAAAAAACGUAUUUAAUUGUACUCAAAUCAAUUACUGUUUAAUUUUAGUUUAUAUUAUGCAAUAUUUUUAUGAUGUUCACGUCUAAAAUUUGGAAAUCAUUAUUUUCGUUAUAAAUCUAUAGCUUAAAAAGAUAUAGGAAAUUCAUAAUUAUUUACAGAUUACGUUACAUUGUUUAGGCAUAGUGUUCAAAAUACAACAAUACAUCUGUCCACCUAUGCAAAAUUAUUUCUUGAAAGUAGUUAGUAAAAAUGUUCUCAGUGAAUUGUUAAUCUGAGGUCCUACAUUUUCUUCACGUUGUUUAUGUGUAUUAUUCAUAUUAAAAUGACAAGCAGGGGUUUGCAUUUCUCGUAGGGGUGUUCAUUGAUGAGGUUUAGUUAAAUUUGGAAAUAUAUUCCUCAGAGACUAUGUGGAAGCUCCAUGUUGCAGGUGUUGAUGUGAUGAGGUUCAGUUUUGGUAGAUAAUAAUUUUUAUUUAGUACUAGACAGGUCUCCCAAGUUAGUAAUGCCAAUUUGUAGUGCCGGUUCAGUUAUUUAAGGAAAUUUGAUCUUAAUGAUAAUUCUUAAAGUACAAAAGUUUGUUGUAUCAGUUAGAAAAUAAUUCAGAAAUAUUCGAAGAAGUCUAUUUUCAUAGUUCCGUGUUGCUUGUGCGAAUUUGAAAAGCAUUGAUUAAAUUAAAAUUUGGGGUGUCAAUUCAUCAGUUUCAAUAAAUUUGGAAUAUUUAAAUGUGAGUAAUUGAAUUUAAUGGCACAAAUUUAAUCCUUGUAUGUCUUAGCACACAAGACAAAUUUUGGUAACAUUUGCAAACCCCUAAUUGGUUAUACAAGUUACGCAUAUUCUUGCCCUAGCUAUUGAUAGUUUCAGUUCAAUAACUACACUUUCAGUAUGUGUUCAGUAAAAAAAAUUACAAGAAAAUUUAUUGUGUACUUAACUUGAAUUAAGCACGAUUUUAAAUAGUUUUGGAAAAAUUUUAAUCAACUUUUAUUAAAGUACAAAGUAUUAUAAUUUUAUAUUUCUAACAGUCCCUUAGACUUAUAAAAUCAGAUCUGUAUGAGAGAUAGUUUGUUUCUCUGUGCAUGCUUCUAUCACAUGAACAGCAAGCUCAGGUCAUACGAACAGCAUGCUCAGGUCACAUGAACAACGGGCUUCUAUCACAUGAACAGCAUGCUAUUAAUGGUAAUAGAUAUUAUUGGAUAAAAAGCGUGCUUAUGUCACAUGAACAGCAUACUAUUGCAUGAACAGUGUGCUCAAGUCACAUGAACAGAAUGCUAAUGGCACAUGAACAUCAUACUCGUGUCGCAUGAUCACUGUACCUGUGUCACAUGAUCACUGUACCUGUGUUGCAUGAUCACUGUACUCGUGUCAUAUGAUCACUGUACUCGUGUCACAUGAUCACUGUACCUGUGUCACAUGAUCACUGUACCCGUGUAGCAUGAUCACUGUACUCGUGUCAUAUGAUCACUGUACUCAUGUCGCAUAAUCACUGUACUCAUGUCGCAUAAUCACUGUACCCGUGUAGCAUGAUCACUGUACCUGUGUCGCAUGAUCACUGUACUCGUGUCAUAUGAUCACUGUACUCAUGUCGCAUAAUCACUGUACUCAUGUCACAAGAUCACUGUACCCGUGUCACAUGAUCACUGUACUCGUGUCAUAUGAUCACUGUACCUGUGUCGGAAUGAUCAAUGUACCCGUGUAGCAUGAUCACUGUACUUGUGUCAUAUGAUCACUGUACUCAUGUCGCAUAAUCACUGUACUCGUGUCACAUGAUCACUGUACUCGUGUCACAUGAUCACUGUACCCGUGUCACAUGAUCACUGUACCCGUGUCACAUGAUCAAUGUACCUGUGUCACUUGAUCAAUGCACUCGUGUCACAUGAUCACUGUACUCGUAUCACAUGAUCACUGUACCCGUGUCACAUGAUCACUGUACCCGUGUCACAUGAUCAAUGUACCCAUGUCACAUGAUCACUGUACUCGUGUCAUAUGAUCACUGUACCUGUGUCGGAAUGAUCACUGUACCCGUGUAGCAUGAUCACUGUACUCGUGUCAUGAUCACUGUACCCGUGUCACAUAAUCACUGUACUCGUGUCACAUGAUCACUGUACUCGUGUCACAUGAUCACUGUACCCGUGUCACAUGAUCACUGUACCCGUGUCACAUGAUCAAUGUACCCGUGUCACUUGAUCAAUGCACUCGUGUCACAUGAUCACUGUACUCGUAUCACAUGAAUAGUGUGUGUUCAUGUCACAUAAACAGCUUGCUCACAUUAGAUGAACAGCAUACUUGUAUCACAUGAGUAGCAUGUUUGUAUCAUGUGAAUAUUAGAUGAACAAUUAUCAAAAUAAAUAAGCUUAACAAAUGAGCUUUCUCACUCACCAAUUUGUUUAUCCAAGUUUAUCACGUGGCCAGUUCUCCUUUACUUUUAGAUAUAAUAUUAUACAAAAUAAUUUAAAUUUAAUUUAUGCUUAAUUAUUAUGAACUAUACAGACAAAAGUCACAAUAAAUUUUAUCUUUGAUAAUCUCUUUGGGUAACUUUUCAAAAGUGUACAGAAUUUAUAAUCACACAGCAAUUGUGUUUGUAUACAUUGUUACCUUAGGAAUACUCUAUCAUUAGCUAUUGCAAUCAAAGACUGUUAAGUUCUUAUAAUAGAUUUAAAAUAUAUUUUUUCACAACUAACAGCUUCACGGUUUUAAUAUAAUUAUUUUAAUAAAAAUAGAUUAGUAAAAAGUCUAGUGAUUGGUUCUGAUGGUAGAUGUAUAGAAAUUUAAAAUUAGGUGAUAUGGGUUAAGGUAGAUAAGAAGAAAAUACUAGGUUUGAAACAUACUUGUCUAAAAUAAAAAUUAUAAAUGUUUACUUUGUGAAUAAAAUUCACUUGCAUUGUCAUUACAUUUGCUGUUUUUAAAAUUAAUCCUUGCAUGUAUUUCGUUAAAUAAUAUCCAUUUGGGAAAGUUCGUCUUAUAUUCUCCUCACUAACGUUAGAGUCAAUAAAUAAUGUUAGUACGAUUAUUCAAGGGACCAUUUUGACAGAGUAAUAACAAUCCAUCAUAAAAUUAAAAAAAGAAUUCAAGAAAACUAUUUCAUUUUUAUUGGCAAAGUACAUUUCAGUAGCAGUAAUGUACUUUAGAUAUUAAUACUGUUAUUGUACUUUGUUUAAAUUAAUAUUACCAGAAGUUAUGAAUAUUCUGAUGUAAUAAUUUGUUAUGUGCGGCUAUUGUGGUUCUGUUGGAUCUAGAAUAAGGUCUGUGAAGGUGGUAUGUAAGUUGCCUCAAUUAUUUAGGCAAAAUUCAUAUACAAAAUAUAUUUGUAUAUGAAUAUACAGAAAAGUUAUUAAUAAUAAUUUCACAAAAAUCUAGUUUCUUGAUUGUUCUUGGCUUUUUGCACUUUUUUCAUUAUAAGAAUCCUGUUGUUGCUUUGUAUGUUCAACAUCAUUUUCA
This is a messenger RNA of Homalodisca vitripennis (glassy-winged sharpshooter), 6024 nucleotides long. Its product is annotated as protein spartin. The coding region runs from base 262 to 2103 and encodes 613 amino acids. The record is from RefSeq and is a predicted model, not a curated record. Gene Ontology annotation, biological process: cell division; negative regulation of BMP signaling pathway. The transcript is spliced from 11 exons. Gene Ontology annotation, cellular component: plasma membrane. Lineage: Eukaryota; Metazoa; Arthropoda; Insecta; Hemiptera; Cicadellidae.